AUGAUGUCAGCUGGAUUCCAAUGGGGAAUCAAUAACACCAAUGACAAACUAACCAAUCAGCAUCAGCAUCAGCAUCAUCUUCAUCAUUGCCACACACCACGAUCGUCAUCAGUAGUCGAGUCAAGCCUAUCGAGAAAAAGAAAAAGAAGAGCCGAAGAUGGAGAUGGAGAUGUCGAUGAUAUUGACGUUGCUAAAGCAGAUAAACAACAAGAUGACAAAUUUACAGGCAAAUCGUUUACAUCUAAUGAUCGCGGGCAUAGUCAUCGAAAGCAAUUUAAUUUCAAUUCCAACAACAAUAGUAACACAACAAGUUUCAUACCUAAGACGACCACAUCCACAUCGUCAUCAGCAAUAAAGUACAAACGAAGCAAAACUCCCCGCAUUAUUGGACAACCACUACCACCAUCGCGCAUAAUUGAAUCGUUAGAUAAAUCCGACUUGACCAAACUCAUCACUUCAUUAAUCGACAUCCACCCAGAGCUUAAUCAAACCGUUUCAAAAAUCGCCCAGCCACCAAAUAUGAACAGUAUCUUGCACAUUUUACAACAAAAGCACGAAUCAAUUUUGAAAGCACUACCUUAUAAAUGCGAUUCUCGUUCCGAUUACUCAUAUUUGCGAAUCAAACCUAACCUUGUUGAUUUCUUAAAUUGCUUGGAGGAUUACAUAUUGUGGAUCUUGCCUCCUAAUCAACAUGGCCAUGAUUUGAUCACUCAGUUGUGGUUUUUGCAUGAAUUGACAAAUUUGAUUCAUAAGUUGCCCAAUUUCACUAAUCUGGAAUUUCAAUAUACGAGGAAUUUAAUUUAUGAAACGAUUAUCAAUUGUUGGAUUAUUAUAUUCAAUGAGGAUUUGGCUAAUGAUGCCAUUUUUGAAUUUUUCCGCAAGAGGCAGCUCAAUGGAGAUGUUGGUAGGGAAGAGAAGGAAGAUGGAGAGGAGGAUACCGAUGAUGAAGAUGAGUUGAUUGAAAAAUUGCGGGUGCAUCAACGAUACUGUUCCAAAUUUGGACAGAUUGUUGAGAUAUAUCAAGAAAAGUUGCAUCAGUAUAAACUAGCCAUGAGAGAGCAGUACAUGAAUGGUAGUAUUGGUGGAGAUGGUAUUUCUGCUGGUGCUGCUGGAAGUGGCGCUACAACGGGAAACAGUGGUGCUGGUGUUAAUAACGGCAAUAAUUUUAAUGGAGAUGGCACCGUUGCUACAAAUGCCAGGUUAAAUGAGUUUGUCACUGUUGAUUAUUCACAAUAUUCACUUAAUAACCCAUUUAGGUGA
This is a messenger RNA of Lodderomyces parapsilosis, 1260 nucleotides long. RefSeq lists its product as uncharacterized. Lineage: Eukaryota; Fungi; Ascomycota; Pichiomycetes; Serinales; Debaryomycetaceae. Gene Ontology annotation, cellular component: nucleus. Gene Ontology annotation, biological process: proteasome localization; nuclear protein quality control by the ubiquitin-proteasome system. The record is from RefSeq and is a predicted model, not a curated record. The transcript has a single exon. Bases 1 to 1260 code for a protein of 419 amino acids.